Messenger RNA from Hibiscus syriacus, 2630 nucleotides. RefSeq lists its product as uncharacterized. Bases 154 to 1260 code for a protein of 368 amino acids. Gene Ontology annotation, cellular component: nucleolus. Gene Ontology annotation, molecular function: histone H3K4 demethylase activity; histone H3K36 demethylase activity. The transcript has 3 exons. Lineage: Eukaryota; Viridiplantae; Streptophyta; Magnoliopsida; Malvales; Malvaceae. The record is from RefSeq and is a predicted model, not a curated record.
UCAAAAUCCAUAAUUAAGCGGACGCGAAUCGAGUGGGGCAACUUCAAGGUGCGAGCAGCUGAAUUGUUAUAAUUCCCCGAGAAUCUUGAAUCUUCCGACCAGUAUGAGAUAAACUGGAGACUCAAAUUGAUUUGGAACUUGAGAAUUGCAAAAAUGGAUAGCUUGCAGCUGCAGAAGAAGAAGAGGAAGGAGAGACACGUUGGAAACCGCGAAAGAAAGUCCCACUCCCAUUCGAAUGCAGGGAAUACUGUUAUUAGUGUCAGAGAGAGUAAUACACAACUCUUCCCUCUGUUAAUGGCCGCCGCUCUCUCUCGCAGUAAUACUAAUACAGUCGUGAAGAAUUGCUUGAAAAAACUCCUUUCUCAACCAAUCCAACCCGACCAAGCCACUUGUGUUCUCUCCCUUUGCCCUCUCCUCCUCCGCUCCGAAUCUCAUCACAUCGCCACCCUCACCGCCCAGUUUGUUGGGGCGGCUUCUCUCCUGUCGUUUCAGUUGAAUCGCCAGGUCGUUUCUGACUCUCUCACCCUUAAGGCUUUGAUUUCAUUGAUCCCCACUCCUCGAAAGGCCGUCUCCAUGGCUGCCUGCGAUGCCAUUUUGGAUUUAUGCUCUACUUGUCUUGGAAGACAACGAUUGCUCCAUUUCUCUGCUUUGGAAACUCUUAUGUUUGCCUUCCUUAAGGUUCAAAUAUCAUCAAUACAGAUUUCUUUAAGCACUGGAGAUGAUAUAAAUAUUUCUUCUCUCAGGAUAGUCUUUCAGAAAGGUAAACUUCCAGUUUUACUUCUUAAUGCUGCCAUCAUUCUCAUAAACACAUGCAACAUUGAGCAAUUAAGAAAGAUCCCAGGCAACGUAUCUGAAUGUUUUUCUGUCUCUUUGAAAGAAGUAUGGAGAAAAGCUCACAAAAAAAUAUUAACCAGUGAUCUUUUAGGAGCUGGUCAAGGGAUGAACUUAUAUUUCAGCAAUAUUACCAUCAGUGAUCUGGCAGAAAGCAUUUUUAGGCUUUCCAUUAAUGCUGAUCAAUUUGCAGCCCUUAUGUACAGCAAUAAUGUUGAAGGAAGAAUAUUUUGGCUUAGUGAGGGUGAUUUCAAAUAUUUCAUAUUAAGUCAGUGGGAGAUCUUACCUUGUGUUGUAAGAAGACCCUCGAGUGCUUCAUUGGAGGUGGAUGAAAUAUUUACAUCCUUUAUGCAAUCUCUUGGUUUUAAAGAUUCAUUUCCUUCUGCUCUCUUCUAUCCUUCAAGAUCUAACUUCCUGCUUACCUAUUGAUUCGGAUGAGUUGGACAUCUUUAAUUUCCUGAUGGAGGUUACGAAUAAAUUGGGUUGUCCUAUUAUCAAUGAACAAGACAUACGGGUUCUAAGAACAGAUAGCCAGUUAAAACAAGAGGUGCGCUUUUUUAAAGAAAAUUCAGGCUCUUGCCGGGUCAGGACUCCACACGUUUUACGUUUAGAUGAUAUUUUAAAAUGUCAAGAAGCAUAUAAUGAUGGUUAUACAGUGGCUUUGCGUGGAAUGGAAUUCCGUUUUGAAAGGCUUGCCUUUAUUUCUGACAGAUUAGCUUCAAUCUUUGGUCAACCAUCGGCAGGUGCCAAUAUGUACUUAACUCCACCUAAUUCUCAAGGGCUGGCUCGUCAUUAUGAUGAUCACUGUGUAUUUGUCUGCCAAAUUUUUGGAUCUAAGCAGUGGAAAAUAUUUUCUAGGCCAAAUGGGCAAUUACCUCGAUUAUAUGACACUUGUAACAUUCUAAACAAUGAAACCAUUGAUAGUGCAAGAGACUGUUAUCACUUUUUGCUUAAUGAAGGUGAUGUUUUAUAUAUCCCCAGGGGCUUUCCUCAUGAAGCAUGUACACAUUAUGAUAAGCAAGAUGGAUCUGUUGGGUUUUCCUUGCACUUAACUUUUGGAGUUGAGGUUGAACCUCCAUUUGAGUGGGAGGGAUUUAUGCAUGUGGCAUUGUUUUGUUGGAAAUGUUCUCAAUAUCAUCGUCAUCCUUCUUUUAAGUCUUUAUCAGGAAUUCUAAAUGUCAUGUCAAUCAGGCUACUGCAUAUAGUUAUCGGUCUGAUUGGUAACUCUGAUCCUACAUUCCGGAAGGCAUGCUUGGUAGCUGCUGCUGCAUCGCAAUCAGACACGAAUAGCUGGCUUGAUCUAUACCAAAGAACAACUUUCAGCUAUUUGAUCGACAAAAUUAGCAGUGAGUCGAGGUUCUUGGAAGCAUUGAAGAGUGUGGAAGUAGCUAUUGAGAGAAAUGAAGACCCGUUUCAAGGAUAAGAUGGUUGCGACAUCUGAAUCAAGAGGGGGAAAAUGUUGAAGGACAUGAUUGGGAUUGCAAAGUCGAAUCGACAGGUAUAAAAGAUAUGUUCCCGGUAUAUGUUGAACACAAAGAGGGGCGGAAAGUGUGUUCAUGGAUAUGAAAUCGAAGUUCUGUAGUGAGGUAUCAUACGACGAUGUUAGUGCAAAUUAUAUGACAUUGCAUGAAAAGUAUAAGCAGGUCAGAAAGCAGUAUAUGAACGGAAUGUUGUCUCUGCAUUCUGUUUGAUUGCAUCUGCAUAUCAUCUGCUAUUGUUACACAAUUGAAGGCAUUUUUUCAUGCUAUCUUAUAUAAAAAUCUCACAUCAUCAAUAUCUGGUUACCAACCAUCUUUCCC